Molecule: messenger RNA, 390 nt
Organism: Gongylonema pulchrum
Lineage: Eukaryota; Metazoa; Nematoda; Chromadorea; Rhabditida; Gongylonematidae
Source: the annotation of a GenBank genome assembly
AUGUCUGGCCGCAUUUUUGUUGGCCAGCUCUCAGAUUGUUUGAAUUGGGAGCUGAAUGGUAAUCGGAUCGGAUAUCCGACGUUCCAGAGUGAUUAUGAGAAGGCGAAUGCAAUCUUGUCGAGUUUUGAGCAUCGUCAUCCCGGUUAUGCGGUUAUUGCACUACGUCGAAUUGGCAUCGAGCGUCGUCUGGCCAUCAAACAUUCCGGCGCCAGAGAAGCCACGGAUUAUACGUCGGUGAUUUCACGUUUUGAACGGCUGAUCCAUGAUUCGCACACUCCGCGUCGACUUGCCACAUUCUAUGCACUGAAACUGGCACGUUUCCAUGCGAAGACGCGCAAUGAUCGCCGAUUGGCCGAGAAAAUUAUUCGAGACGCAAUCAGCCGUGAUAAG